Molecule: messenger RNA, 1559 nt
Organism: Patella vulgata (common limpet)
Lineage: Eukaryota; Metazoa; Mollusca; Gastropoda; Patellidae
Product: V-type proton ATPase 116 kDa subunit a 1
Exons: 11
Coding region: 198-1559 (453 amino acids)
Biological process (GO): proton transmembrane transport; vacuolar acidification
Cellular component (GO): vacuolar proton-transporting V-type ATPase complex; proton-transporting V-type ATPase, V0 domain; plasma membrane
Molecular function (GO): ATPase binding; proton-transporting ATPase activity, rotational mechanism
Source: RefSeq, a predicted model, not a curated record
AAACAAGACUUUGUUACCCAGACUGCCUGGAAAACGUUAUAACUUGUUAUGAUAUUCGAGAUUAAACUGUCCCGUGAACUUUUGUCACAUGACAGACGGAAAUCACAUCGACGUCCUUGCUGAAGUUGGGAGAACUUUCAACUAGUAGAUUCAUAAAAACAACAAUAAUUGAUUGGUGAUAACUACAGAUAUUCAAGAUGGGGUCGUUGUUUAGAAGUGAGAAGAUGACCUUGUGUCAGUUAUUUCUCCAGUCUGAAGCAUCGUAUGCCGUAGUAUCAGAACUGGGAGAACUUGGAAUAUUUCAGUUUAAAGAUUUAAAUAUGAAAGUCAAUGCUUUCCAGAAGAAAUUUGUAAGUGAAGUAAGGAGAUGUGAAGAAAUGGAAAGAAAGCUACGAUAUAUUGAGAAAGAAAUAAAGAAGGAGCAUUUAAAGAUACCUGAUUAUGGUGAAAAUCCAAAAGCCCCUGCACCUAAAGAAAUGGUAGAUUUAGAGGCGACAUUUGAAAAGAUAGAAAGUGAAUUAAGAGAGGUCAAUACCAAUGCUGAGGCUUUGAAGAGAAAUUUCUUAGAACUGACAGAAUUGAGAGAAGUCUUGAGAAAAACUCAAACAUUUUUUACUUCACAAGGUCAAGAAAUGAGUAAUAUUGUUGGGGAAGCCCAGCAUGCUCUAGUACAUGAUGAAGGAACAACAUCGGGUCAGGCUGUUCAACUUGGUUUUAUUGCUGGUGUGAUACCUCGUGAAAAAGUUCCACCAUUUGAGAGAAUGCUUUGGUUUGCUUGUCGUGGAAAUGUAUUUUUACGAUAUGAAGAAAUCCAGCAAUCUUUGGAAGAUCCUCAAACUGGUGAGCCAAAGAUUAAAGCCGUUUUCAUGAUUUUCUUCCAAGGAGAGCAGUUGAAGGCUAGAGUAAAAAAGAUUUGUGAAGGGUUCAAAGCUGCACUCUACCCAUGUCCUGAAUCAUCUCAAGAAAGACAAGAGAUGUUCCGUGGAGUUACCACCAGAUUAGAAGACUUGAAAACAGUUUUGAAUCAAACAGAAGAUCACAGAAGAAGAGUGUUAGUUGGUGCCCAGAAGGAAAUCAGAAGUUGGAUUAUUAAAGUGGAGAAAAUCAAAGCUAUUUAUCACACACUAAACAUGUUUAGUUUUGAUAUCUCUCACAACAGUUUAAUUGCUGAAGGCUGGUGUCCUAUUCAGAGUUUAGAGGAUGUUCGUAGAGUUCUGAAAGACGGAGAGAAAUUGAGUGGAAGUACAAUUCCCAGUAUUCUUCACCCAAUGAAAACUCAUGAGACACCUCCAACGUUUUUCAAGACAUCACGAUUUACUCAAGGAUUUCAGAACAUCGUUAAUGCCUAUGGUAUCGCUACCUAUGAGGAAGUCAAUCCAGCACCUUAUGCUAUCAUCACCUUCCCCUUCUUGUUCUCCGUUAUGUUUGGUGAUGCUGGACAUGGAACACUAAUGUUUUUGUUUGGAUUGUGGAUGGUAUUAAAAGAAAAAAGUCUUCUAGCUGCUAAAUCAAACAACGAGGUAAGGUUGAGUAAUGAAAUGGUGGCUUCUGUCCUAUGA